Molecule: messenger RNA, 5024 nt
Organism: Onychomys torridus (southern grasshopper mouse)
Lineage: Eukaryota; Metazoa; Chordata; Mammalia; Rodentia; Cricetidae
Gene: Acvrl1
Product: activin A receptor like type 1
Exons: 11
Coding region: 1708-3222 (504 amino acids)
Biological process (GO): dorsal/ventral pattern formation; cellular response to growth factor stimulus; protein phosphorylation
Cellular component (GO): plasma membrane; BMP receptor complex
Molecular function (GO): ATP binding; transforming growth factor beta receptor activity, type I; SMAD binding
Source: RefSeq, a predicted model, not a curated record
CAGGUCCCUCCCCGGUGCCCGCUCCGCUCCCUCCAGCGUCGGGAAUCCAGGUUUCUGCUUCUGGGUGGGCGCUACCCUCAUCCCCUCUCGGGGCCCAGGGUGACACCUCGGCUCCCGGCUCGGUCCUUGCAGCCCUGCCCCGGUACCCACGGGACCCCCUUGCCCGGGUUCGAGGCCCGACGUCCUCUUCGGGCCGUGGGGGCGCUGGGGCAGCCGCACCGGGGUGGGCAGCCCUCUGGAGCGCCAGGCCCUGCGGCCGGGAGGCGUGCUGGGCAAUAGGAAACGGGUUAUUAGGAGGGAGUGGUGGAGUCGGGCCAGGCAGGAAGAAGCUAGAAUAAGAAACAUUUUUGCUCCAGCCCCUUCCCAGUCCCGGGAGGCCGCCGCGCCAGCCGCGCGGAUCGAGCCCUUCCCCGGCCCCAGGCCGGCUCUGGACGUGAGAUCCCGGCCGCCUCCGGGGACGAGAGGCGGGGGUCCUGCCGCCCCGUCCAAAGAGAUGGGGAGGCACCUAGAAGGAACUAAGAGCCUCUUCCCUCCGUGGCCCACUUCCACCCACCCAGCGAUGCCCAUGAAAUGAAUGAAAGCAAGGAGACAGGUCUGGCUCUGUGCCAGACACCUUCCUCAAAGCCUGGUACACACCCAGAUGGAUCGGAAUUCCCUGGGGAACUGUUUGCAAACACAUGCUUCUCUUUUCUUCCCUUUUUUUAAAAUCCCCUUCUCUCUUGGUUUUUGGAGUCCUGGUCUUGUUAUGUCACUGAGGCUGGCCCCAGCGUUUGAAGUCUUAUUUGGUAGUCCCCAUCCUCCUGUCUCAGCCCCCAGAGAGCUGGGUCACAGGCACAUUACCACGUACCCACCCAAAGUACGUUCCUUGCUGGUCUCAGACACUGUGGAAUGGGUGACAGAGCAAAGGAUCUACAUAGCUAGCCCACUGUGGAAGGUUCUGAUAUGCGGUGGAGAGGCAAGGGGCGCGUAGGGGCAGUCAGGGAGGUGGAUGCUUGUCCCAGAAGGAUGUCUUGUUUGUUGCUAGCCAUUCCCACCUCAUGGCCCCUCCUCAGCUACUUUCUGGGCAGGUGAAGUCUCCCAAUAUGGUUUUGUGCUCAUGGCCUCAGGACCCCUGCAGAGAGCUUGUCAGAGUCCUAACUGGCCUCUAGCAGGGGCAAGAGGCAGGAGGUCAGGCAGAGGCUGGAACACAGCUGUGGCAGCCCAGGUCUCUAUUUCCUCCCCCGGACUGGGCCUCUGGGGCAGAGGAAACCCAGGCAGGAAGGCCAGGGCUGCCACGAGCCAGAAAGGCCCACCAAGCCCCUCAGCCUGACCCUAGACAUCCUGCUUCCAAAGCCUCAGCAUCUUGGGUCUUCGUUUGGUACCAAGAUUAGAACAUGGGCCCUGUAGUGUAUGUGAUUGUAUGUCCAGCCCUUUCUCAUGUCUCAUCACCGGUCACUCCAUGUGUUAGCUCCCUUAGCUAGGAAUCCAACCUGUACACUCUGCUGUUAGACAGUCUGUGUUUCUGUCUGCCCCUUGUCCCUCUUGCUACAGCCUCAGCCCCUACCUACCCUCUGGUCCUGAGGCUUUGAGAAGUGAAGAUCGGCACAGCUCUAAAGCCGUAGCUGAUUGGGGUCCUGAGUUUCGGGUUGUCACACGCCAGAAUCACUCCUCUUGCCAGUGUUCAUCAAACUUCUGAAGAGUCAAACCCCAGGCGACUUUGCAAGGACCAUGACCUCGGAGAUCCCCAGAAAGGGCCUUCUGAUGCUGCUGGUGGCCUUGGGCCUAACCAAGGGAGGCGUGGUGAAGGCCUCCAGGGAUCAGCUGGUGAACUGCACUUGUGAGAAUCCACACUGCAAGAAGCCAACCUGCCAGGGAGCAUGGUGUACCGUGGUGCUGGUUCGUGAACAGGGCAGGCACCCCCAGGUCUAUCGGGGCUGCGGGAACAUGAACCCGGAACUCUGCCUGGGACGCCCCACCGAGUUUGUCAACCAUCACUGCUGCUACCGAUCCUUCUGCAACCACAAUGUGUCCCUGGUGCUGGAUGCCACCCAAACUCCUUCUGUGGAGCCAGAUGUAGAUCCCCAUCUGCCUCUGAUCUUGGGUCCCGUGCUGGCCUUGUUGAUCCUGGUGGCCUUGGGCGCUCUGGGCUUGUGGCGUGUCCGAAGAAGGCAGGAGAAGCAGCGGGGUCUGCACAGUGACCUGGGCGAGUCCAGCCUCAUCCUGAAGGCAUCCGAACAGGGAGACAGCAUGUUGGGGGACUUGCUGGACAGUGACUGCACCACAGGCAGUGGUUCCGGACUCCCCUUCCUGGUGCAGAGGACGGUAGCCCGGCAGGUCGCACUGGUGGAGUGCGUGGGAAAGGGCCGAUAUGGCGAGGUGUGGCGUGGUUCGUGGCAUGGUGAGAGUGUGGCGGUCAAGAUUUUCUCCUCACGAGAUGAACAGUCCUGGUUCCGGGAGACAGAGAUCUACAACACAGUUCUACUUAGGCACGACAACAUCCUAGGCUUCAUCGCCUCCGACAUGACGUCGCGCAACUCCAGCACGCAGCUGUGGCUCAUCACCCACUUCCACGAACACGGCUCCCUCUACGACUUUCUGCAGAGGCAGCCGCUGGAGCCCCAGUUGGCCCUGAGGCUAGCUGUGUCCGCGGCCUGCGGCCUGGCACACCUGCAUGUAGAGAUCUUUGGCACUCAAGGCAAACCAGCCAUCGCCCACCGUGACCUCAAGAGCCGCAAUGUGCUGGUCAAGAGCGACCUGCAAUGUUGCAUUGCAGACCUGGGACUGGCUGUGAUGCACUCCCAGGGAAGUGAUUACCUGGACAUUGGCAACAACCCCCGAGUGGGGACCAAGAGGUACAUGGCACCCGAGGUGCUGGAUGAACAGAUCCGAACUGACUGCUUUGAGUCGUACAAGUGGACAGAUGUUUGGGCCUUCGGCCUAGUGCUGUGGGAGAUCGCCCGGAGGACCAUCAUCAAUGGCAUUGUGGAAGAUUACAGGCCACCCUUCUAUGACAUGGUACCUAAUGACCCCAGCUUUGAAGAUAUGAAAAAGGUGGUGUGCACUGACCAGCAGACUCCCACCAUUCCUAACCGGCUGGCUGCAGAUCCAGUCCUCUCCGGGCUGGCCCAGAUGAUGCGGGAGUGCUGGUACCCCAACCCCUCUGCUCGCCUCACUGCACUGCGCAUCAAGAAGACGUUGCAGAAGCUUAGCCACCAUCCAGAGAAACCCAAAGUGACUCACUAGCCUAGGCUCACUGGACUUCCUCCGCCUGAAGUGUGUGGUGGGGCAGCAGAUGUACCCUAUCUGGGUAGAGGUAAUGUGAGUGUGCACGCUGCCCUGUGUGGGCCUGCACAGCUUGGCCCCCAGCCCAUCCAGCCAAAAAUACAGCUGGGCUGAAAUCCGAUCGCCUUUCGUCUGGCCUGCUCAAAGUGGCCGGCUCUCUGACGCCUGGCUGGGCUUCCCAGCCCCAAAGGCCAGCAGGGUACACCCCUACCAUUCCCAGGGCAGGGUAGCCAAGCCAGGGAAUCCCGGGCCCAGAUCCUGGGCUUGCACUGUCCCUUACCCUUGGUCAAUCUUACUGCCCCACUCGAGCUGCCAGGAUGGCACGAGGCCCGUCUAACUUGGGCAGACACUCCAUCCUGCCAGGCAUGGCCCAGCGGAAGAUGCACAGAGCCUCAGUUUCUCACUGUGGGUUUUUAUCAAUUCAGUGAUGCCUUACAGUCGUCCUGGCUAGAAUGCCAGUCUCUCAGGAGAGGUGGCGUCUGACCCUGCUACCCUCUGUCCCUUUACCAUCCCAGCUGUCUUGUUAGGGUGUUGAAACCCAAGGGUCCUUUGAGGAGAAGGAAGGUGUGGAGAGGAGAGCCAGCGUCGCCCCGUUCGACAGGAGAGGGACUUGGCUGUCUUAGGAUCUUAGACUUGGCCCUGGUGUCCUUCGAGGCUUCUCUGACCCCAAUUUUCACGGAAGCUCGGCCUGUGUGAAAGCUCAGCCCAGGACAGGCCUUCCCUGUCAUUUGCCUCAAGCUGGGGUUUGGAAUAACUGAGUCCAGGACAGCCUAAAGACUCCUGGUCGACUCCCCAAGCCCCAGUUCUCUCCUGAAGCUAUACAUGUGGCCACCCUGGGACUUGGCCUUCUUUGUCUCAGGGCUCAGGGUGGCUUCCUCUGGGCUCUCCAGGACUGAAAAGAAAUUCGGCCCCUGUCAGAAGUCUCCAGCUACCAGGGUUGUGCUCCCUCCUGGCCUUGACUCUGGCCGAAGCCCACACCCUAGGCCAGGCUUCAGAAAGUGUACCUCAGGAGAACUUGGCUUAGGAAAACAUCAAAAGUCUGGCAUGGAGAAAUGUGAAGGGUGUAUGCCCAUGUGCUGAGCAAGUGAAACUGAAGCCUAGCCUAGAGACUGAAGAGAAGUGGAUGGGAGACGGGGCUUAAGGAGGAGAGUGGGGGGCUCAGGCCUAAGACCAUCCUCAAUUUUAGGAAGACCUGGCCUAGAAACCCUUGGCCGUCAUCGCAGGGAGAAACGACGGCUCGCCUCGCUACACACACACACACACACACACACACACACACACACACACCCCGUGACACCAUGGGUGCCUCUGUUAUGCGUCUCCCCAACACUUCUGUUUCUCAAGCCUAUCUCGGCAUCGUACAGGGACCAAGGAGAAACCAGGAACUGAAAACAAAGUAGACCAGCGUUUCCCAGACCAGCGGGGCACAGUCGGAUGAUUCUCUGGUCACCGGAGCCAGGGAAUCGCCUGAAGGGUUUUAUUUCUACUGGACUUGGGAACAAAUUCAUCUUUGGACUCCAGAGCCAGCUCCUCCAGGGCUCGGAAAUCCUAAGUGGAACGAGAGCAUCUGAGGGAGGGGUUUAAGUGACGGGACGUGGAAAGGAAAGGGGCUCUCCAGAGACAACUGUUUCCAAAUGCUUCUAAGUGCAGGUGUGCGAGUGGAACCUACCCUUCUGCACUUAGAGAUACAGUUUAUGGGACACACUUAGCCGGCGACACGCAUGUAUGUAUUAGGUCCUCAAUAAAUCGUAGUUGGCCCCUGA